Orbicella faveolata is the source of this 3500-nucleotide messenger RNA. RefSeq names its product substance-P receptor-like. Gene Ontology annotation, cellular component: plasma membrane. The record is from RefSeq and is a predicted model, not a curated record. NCBI's taxonomy places the organism in Eukaryota, Metazoa, Cnidaria, Anthozoa, Scleractinia, Merulinidae. Gene Ontology annotation, biological process: G protein-coupled receptor signaling pathway. Gene Ontology annotation, molecular function: G protein-coupled receptor activity.
ACUAACUUUUGAUUUUAACUAUAUGAAGGUCGUUUCCCUCUAGUUUGUCAAUUAUUUUGUUUUUUCAAUUUAUCCGUAGUCUAAAAUAAUUGCUGACUAGGGAUAAAUUGAAAAAAUAAUUGACUAACUAGAAGAAAACGAACUACAUACAGUUGAAAUCAAAAGUUAUCUACUCGAUCUAUUUGAUGCGCCUAUCGGUUUAAAGUUUGACGGCUGGAUAUGUUAUGACAGCGUUCAAUUCCAAAAGAAAUACCAAAAAUUAGCUGUUGAGGUUCACAUGCUCUAAAAUACUGAGAACUUGGUUAUUUUACGUUGUUGUUUUGCAGAGGACAGCCAAGAAUUUUACAAAGAUAUAGAACACACGUGCACAGCCAUUUUGUUCUGAUCUCGGAAAUUGCUCUCGAAACAGGCGCAUCGAAUAGUAAUUGCGAUAUUUUCAUAACCGGCAUCAUGGCGGCACUUUAUUUUUAGCGAGGUACUUCCACAGAAUCGACUCAAACUGGACAAAAUCUGCUUGUAGUGAGGAUUCUACAGUAAAAUAUGUUGGCGUCGGAAAAAGAGGCGCCGAUAUGCAUUUAUUCAGAUUACUUUUUCCAAGCGUUUUUAAUUUCGACAUCUCUUUUUAUUGCUACAAUGUAAUGACAUUUCAUUAUAAACGUUGAUGGUCGAAAAAUAAAUGAUUAAAUCAUUUAAAAUAAUAAAGGAAAAUGCUUACAAUUUUUUGGAAGUAAAUUAAAAGACGGGUGAACUAACUUGGUGUCAAUAUGUUUUUCUCGAAUAAAAGCCGAGCCAGUGUUUCUCUCGCGAAAAAGGGACUGUGAGAUUUCCUUUAUGAAACAGUUUUUAAUUGAUAGCGUCUUCAUGCAAAAUCAAUACUCUGACAACCUGAAUUUGGCUUGUCUUGAUGUAUUACCUGCCCCCUAGAGCUGGCGUUAAAGGCAGUCUUUUGUCAAAAGAAACAAUGCUUUAAAUCAGUUAAAAGUGAGAGUUAAGGUGAAAACUGAGCCGGAUUUUAGUGCCACACCUUACUCAAAUGUUUGUUGUCUGAAUGAGUAAAAAUCUUCAUAAAGGCCGGAUCUCCUUUUUAUCUCGCCCGUUCCGCGAUUCUGAGUAGAGUAACUGCGCAUUUUUAACGCUUGUUAUUACAAAACUGACAGCCUCGCAAAUCAAAAUCUGUUAACGACUUAUUUAAAAUGAUUGAUACUUUUGCCUGUAGUAUUUUACGCCAAUUAACGAAAUUUUUUUUUUUUGCAGCCCAAGUUUAGAAGGAAGAAUAGUUGUGUCUACGCAUAUUACAUCAAAAAAGGCCGCAAUCUCCGAUAAGCAGGGAAAUAUUACUUCUUACUUCAUUAAGUCGGUUUUACUGAACGGAUGUGAUCUUAAUUUGCGGACAUAUGCAGUGUGAAACGUUCUUUUAAUGUAGCGACACCGCGUUGUCAGUGUUCUUCAAACACUGGAAUCCGUUUCGCUAUCAUGUUUCAUACGAAGGCUGGCGCUUUAGUGCCAUUUGUGUUUCGUAAUCUAUGUUGAAGGUUGAACAAGAGCCAGCCUCUAUUUUCACCACCUUACAUGACAGGGUAACAAAUUCACAACUAGAAACCUCAAAGUGCAUAUUCAUUAAACACUUUUCUAAUUGUCAUUAAAAUCAUAAAGAAUAGACAUGUUUCCUUGUCAUAUUCUUUAGACUUAAAUCAGGACAAUUUAUUUUUGGUCGGGCGGGUUGGCCUCAAUGUCAACUGAUUGUCGGAAGAAAUACUGAUAAAAGUUUACUUUGAACGCGUGUUGUAUUUGCACCUGUCGGAGUGACAGUGGCUAUAAUUUUAUAAAGGAAUUCUCUGCCAUUUCCAGCGCUAAUAUAACUUGUGUCUACAGUCCAUACGUCUUGCGUCAGAUUAACGUAUAAAGAUACUACAUUUUCCGACAGAGAAUUUCAGCAAAAAUUAAUAUUGAGAACCGAAGAGCUACUGUUUUAACUUUCGGCAACUGAAACAACAAAUAUUGCCUUAAUAUAAAAGACUGAUAGGUCAACCCGAAGCACCUGAGCUAAACUUUUCUUAUCAAUUUCCAUCGUUUUGAAUUUCAUCGGCAUUGUAGUUUAACUGCGGACUGAUUUGUUUCACUUCGUACACCGAGAUAUCUCUACAAUUUGGUCGUUGACGUCUACCCUCAUUUGGUACAGAGCUGCAGAACUGAAAGGAGAGUAAUGGAUGACAACGUAACAUCGAAUGCCACAGACUCAUCGGGUUGCCCAAUCCCACAUUCAACCACGUUCACGGCCACUUUUCAGUUGUUAGCAUACACGGCCAUUUUGAUCAUCUCCAUAUUUGGCAACAGUAUACUCAUCGGUGCCAUCAUCAAUUAUCCUCGUGCCCAGACCGUCAUGAACUACUACAUCAUCAACAUGGCAGCUGCUGACCUGUUGACGACCGUGUUCGACAUGGCGGUGCAGAUUUGGCAUUACGGAUUGACGAUAGCCCACAAGCCGUUUGAAUGGCUUGACGGAAGUGCGGGCGUGUUUCUCUGCAAGUUUGUCGUUUUCAUCCAAGGCACUGCGAUUGCUUGCACCGUGCUCACCUUAGCGGGCAUUGCAGUUAACAGAUUUCUAGCUGUCAUGUUUCCAUUACGUCGAAGCAGGCGCAACAGUACAACAGUCUUACUUCUGUUCCUCAUCUGGAUGAGUUCUUUCGCCAUCGCGUCGCCGAUGCUAUACGUCAUGCGUGUCCAAGACGUGCAAGGUGUGCAAACUUGUCUGGAGAAUUGGGAGCCUCUGUUCGACAACGGGUCUUCGCCAAAACAUUAUACUUUGGCGUUGUUUGGAUCUCUGUAUGUUUUUCCGCUUUUGAUAAUAGGGAUUCUGUACUCCGUCAUUGCUUUUAAAGUUUGGGUAAGAACUGUUCCAGGAAAUUCCACAGCUCCUAACCAACUGCACGAGAUUGAAACGAGAAAGAAAAUACUCAAAAUCUGCAUGACCGUGGUGCUCGUAUUUGCUCUUUGUUGGCUUCCGUUCUACAUUUAUCUUAUAAUGCUAUUUGUUGCUGGUGAACACGGUGACUGCGGUCCCCCGGAAUACGUGGCUUUCCUUGGCUUGUUUUUCGGUCACGCUAACAGCUCUAUAAACCCAUUUAUCUAUAUCAUUUUUAACAGUGACUAUAAGAAAGGAAUGAAGAAAGUUCUAAGGCGUUGUCACUUUUCUUACAAAUCCAACAGAGUGCGCAUGCACUCUAACAGGAGCACGCUGACCAGUUUUCCAUCCCUACGUACGUUCAAGGAACUGGAAAUGAGCCCCCUUCAGCAAUAUUCAUAUCAUAGCAACAAUGGAUUUAACGUUGUUUGAGUCAAAAUCUCACGCGAAGAUGGAAUGAUUGAUAACAACUGCAGUAAAGAGAUCCACUCAGCUUUAACACUGGUUGCCCAUUUCACAAUAUCCGAUCUUACCAAAUGAAAUACGUUCUUUUUCAAAUUAUUCAAUUGCUUGACUAGUGGAAAUUUUUAUCCGUAAG